This is a messenger RNA of Closterium sp. Yama58-4, 2121 nucleotides long. The record is from the annotation of a GenBank genome assembly. Lineage: Eukaryota; Viridiplantae; Streptophyta; Zygnematophyceae; Desmidiales; Closteriaceae.
AUGCCCUCAUGCCCUCACGCCCUCCUGCACUCAUGCCCUCAUGCCCUCAUGCCCUCAUGCCCUCAUGCCCUCAUGCCCUCAUGCCCUCAUACCCUCAUGCACUCAUGCCCUCAUGCCCUCACGCCCUUAUGCCCUCAUGCCCUCAUGCCCUCAUGCCCUCAUGCCCUCAUGCCCUCAUACACUCAUGCCCUCAUGCCCUCAUGCCCCCAUGCAGUCAUGCCCCUCAUGACCUCAUGCCCUCACGCCCUCAUGCCCUCAUGCCCUCAUGCAGUCAUGCGCUCAUGCCCUCACGCCCUCAUGCCCUCAUGCCCUCAUGCCCUCACGCACUCAUGCCCUCAUGCCCUCAUGCCCUCACGCCCUCAUGCAUUCAUGCUCUCAUGCCCUCAUGCCCUCAUGCACUCAUGCCCUCAUGCCCUCACGCCCUCAUGCACUCAUGCCCUCAUGCCCUCACGCCCGUAUCCCCUCAUGCCCUCAUGCCCUCAUGCCCUCAUGCCCUCAUACACUCAUGCCCUCAUGCCCACAUGCCCUCAUGCCCUCAUGCCCUCAUGCCCUCAUGCCCUCAUGCCGUCAUGCCCUCAUGCCCUCAUGCCGUCAUGCCGUCAUGCCGUCACGCCCUCAUGCCCUCAUGCCCUCAUGCCCUCAUGCACUCAUGCCGUCAUGCCCUCAUGCCAUCAUGCCCUCACGCCCUCAUGCCCUCAUGCCCCCAUGCACUCAUGCCCUCAUGCCCUCACGCCCUCAUGCCCUCAUGCCCUCAUGCCCUCACGCCCUCAUGCCCUAAUGCCCUCAUGCCCUCACGCCCUCAUGCCCUCAUGCCCUCAUGCACUCAUGCACUCAUGCCCUCACGCCCUCAUGCCCUCAUGCCCUCAUGCCCUCACGCCCUCAUGCCCUAAUGGCCUCAUGCCCUCACGCCCUCAUGCCCUCAUGCCCUCAUGCACUCAUGCACUCAUGCCCUCAUACACUCAUGCCCUCAUGCCCUCACGCCCUCAUGCCCUCACGCCCCCUUAUCCUGACGCCCUUAUGCCCUCAUGCCCUCAUGCCUUCAUGCCCUCAUGCCCUCACGCCCUCACGCCCUCAUGCCCUCAUGCCCUCACGCCCUCACGCCCUCAUGCCCUCAUGCCCUCAUGCCCUCGUGCCCUCAUGCCUCAUGCCCUCAUGACCUCACCCCCUCAUGCCCCCAUGCCCUCAUGCCCUCAUGCACUCAUGCCCUCAUGCCCUCAUGCCCUCAGGCCCUCACGCCCUCAUGCCCUCAUGCUCUCUGGCCCUCAUGCCCUCAUGCCCUCACGCCCUCAUGCAUUCAUGCUCUCAUGCCCUCAUGCCCUCAUGCACUCAUGCCCUCAUGCCCUCACGCCCUCAUGCAUUCAUGCCCUCAUGCCCUCACGCCCUUAUGCCCUCAUGCCCUCAUGCCCUCAUGCCCUCAUACACUCAUGCCCUCAUGCCCUCACGCCCUCAUGCCCUCAUGCCCUCAUGCCCUCAUGCCCUCAUGCCCUCAUGCCCUCAUGCCCUCAUACCCUCAUGCCCUCAUGCCCUCACACCCUCACGCCCUCAUGCCCUCAUGCCUCCAUGCCCCCAUGCCCUCAUGCCCUCAUGCCCUCAUGCCCUCAUGCCCUCAUGCCCUCACGCCCUCACGCCCUCAUGCCCUCAUGCCCUCAUGCCCUCAUGCCCUCAUGCCCUCAUGUUCUCAUGCCCUCAUGCCCUCAUGCCCUCAUGCCCUCAUUCCCUUGUGCGCUCAUGCCCUCAUGCCCUCAUGCCCUCAUGCCCUUAUGCCCUCAUGCCCUCAUGCUCUCAGGCCCUCACGCCCUCUAUCCUUCAUGCUCUCAUGCCCUCAUUCCCUCAUGCCCUCAUGCCCUCAUGCACUCAUGCCCUCAUGCCCUCAUGCCCUCAUGCCCUCAUGCCCUCAUGCCCUCAUACCCUCAGGCCCUCAUGCCCUCAUGCCCUCAUGCCCUCAUGCCCUCAUGCCCUCACGCCCUCAUGCCUUCAUGCCCUCAUGCACUCAUGCACUCAUGCGCUCAUGCACUCAUGCCCUCAUGCCCUCACGCGCUCAUGCACUCAUGCACUCAUGCCCUCAUGCCCUCACGCCCUCAUGCACACAUGCACUCAUGCCCUCACGCCCUCAUGCCCUAA